CCACCCAGGCACCUGGGGAGUCUUAGCUUUUGAGUAAAUGUCACAAUUUCCACUCCUUUAACACACGUUUAAGUCUCAACCACCUAACAGCGCUGCCGGGAACCGCCCAGAGAUGUCUAUUCCACCACCCAGGACAACACAACCUAAGCUCUAACUCGAAAUUUCCCUAACAGGAAUAAAGGUUGGAAAUGGCAUUUCCAGUGUGUUCCCUAGAACGAACUUCCGCCCAGCCAGUACAAACGUAGAGAGACAUCCUUAGGUGAGACCUACUCAAAAUUAAGAAAAGGCAUCCUACGUCUGUCUGACUUCUUAAUGAGACCAUUUUAUUUUUGUUGAUUUUAGAGAAGAGACCGAGAUUUUAAAAAAAAAAAAAAAAAAAAAAAAGCCGGUAGGCGGAAAAAACAACCAGUUAUUAUGACAACCAAACGGGUCUGGAAAAUUCAGCCAAUCCACCUGCGGGAAUGCCUCCUGCGUAGCCAAUAGGAAGAGCGCGUCGUACGUAAGGCCGCCCAAUGGGGGCGCGAGCAGCGCGGUAUUUGAAUCCCGUAACAAGGAGACAUUGCGAAGAUCCUAAGCAGAGCAGGCUGGAGUGCAGAGCUAACGGCGCCGCGGAAGCUUCUGUCCACCAUCUCCAGUCCUCGUCCCUCCCUGGGUCGGGCUGGCACUCUUGCCUGUCCCUUCCCCCAUGGCGCUACUCCGACGCCCGACGGUGUCCACUGAUUUGGAGAAUGUAGACACGGGAGUUAAUUCUAAAGCUAAGAGUCAUGUGACAAUGAGGCGGGCAGUUUUAGAAGAAAUUGGAAAUAGAGUUACGACCAGACCUCCACACAUAGCUAAGAAAACUCAGAACACCAAAAUACCUGUUCAACCCGCCAAAACAAAUGUCAACAAACAACUGAAACCCACUGCUUCCGUGAAACCAGUACAGAUGGAAAUGUUGGCUCCAAAGGGUCCUGCUUCCCCAGCGGAGGAUAUCUCCAUGAAGGAAGAGAACCUCUGCCAAGCUUUCUCUGAUGCCUUGCUCUGCAAAAUCGAGGAUAUUGAUAAUGAGGACUGGGAGAACCCUCAGCUUUGCAGCGACUACGUUAAGGAUAUCUACCAGUAUCUAAGGCAGCUUGAGGUUCUGCAGUCCAUAAAUCCACGCUUCCUAGAUGGAAGGGAGAUAAACGGACGCAUGCGCGCCAUCCUGGUGGACUGGCUGGUGCAAGUCCACUCCAAGUUUAGGCUGCUGCAGGAGACCCUGUACAUGUGCGUCGCCAUCAUGGAUCGAUUUUUACAGGUUCAACCGGUUUCCCGUAAGAAGCUUCAACUGGUUGGGAUUACGGCUCUGCUCUUGGCUUCCAAAUAUGAAGAGAUGUUUUCUCCUAAUAUCGAAGACUUUGUUUACAUCACAGACAAUGCUUAUACAAGCUCCCAAAUCCGAGAAAUGGAAACAUUGAUUUUGAAAGAACUGAAAUUUGAGUUGGGUCGACCUUUGCCACUGCACUUCUUAAGGCGGGCCUCAAAAGCUGGGGAGGUUGAUGUGGAACAGCAUACUUUAGCCAAAUACCUGAUGGAGCUGACUCUCAUUGACUAUGACAUGGUGCAUUAUCACCCUUCGAAGGUGGCAGCGGCUGCAUCCUGCCUGUCCCAGAAAGUUAUAGGCCAAGGAAAAUGGAACUUAAAACAGCAGUAUUACACUGGAUACACAGAGAAUGAAGUAUUGGAAGUCAUGCAGCACAUGGCCAAAAAUGUCGUGAAAGUUAACGAAAACUUAACGAAAUUCAUCGCCAUCAAGAAUAAGUAUGCAAGCAGCAAACUCCUGAAGAUCAGCACGAUUCCUCAGCUGAACUCAAAAGCCAUCCAAGAGCUUGCGUCCCCUCUGAUGGGACGGUCCUAAGCUGCCAUGGCCCUCGGGGAAGAGUGCUUCAUUUGUGUGCUUUGACUUGCUGAUUUGGAACUCUUCACUUUGUACAUAGUCGUCUGGUCUAUUUCAUGAAACCUUUUCUUAGACCUAUUUUCUAAAUGUAUAUUGAGGAAAAAUAAAGCUAUUAAUUUUUCUUCAGGUA
Molecule: messenger RNA, 2048 nt
Organism: Lynx canadensis (Canada lynx)
Lineage: Eukaryota; Metazoa; Chordata; Mammalia; Carnivora; Felidae
Gene: CCNB2
Product: cyclin B2
Exons: 9
Coding region: 686-1879 (397 amino acids)
Biological process (GO): mitotic cell cycle phase transition; regulation of cyclin-dependent protein serine/threonine kinase activity
Cellular component (GO): nucleus; cyclin-dependent protein kinase holoenzyme complex; cytoplasm
Molecular function (GO): cyclin-dependent protein serine/threonine kinase regulator activity
Source: RefSeq, a predicted model, not a curated record